AUGGUUGUCUUUUCGAAUCGGAGGUAUUAACGCUCAAAAGGCUGUCCUUUUGGACACCAUUCCUGUGGGAAGCACUAUUUUUCACAAAUUUAAAAAUGUGAGCGCAUGUGCAUGGACGAAGUUCGGUGCGAGCGAAAGCCCGCGAGAGACUUCAGUCGCACCGCGGUGCUCCUACGGGCCGAUCGUAGCGCGUCUACGCCGCUACGGGCUACGAACUUCACGAGCGGCUACGAUACUACGAUACAAUGCCACAAACACAGUGAACUUUCUCCUGACACUGCGAUGUGACUUGAAUGAUGUUGUUGGCGAAACUUUUGUUCUAUGUACACUUCGGACUUGUCUUCCAUGUUGUGAUUUGUUUUAAGGACUCUGUCGAAGUUCCCCGCUUUGAAGACAGCCUGAACAACUUGACCGUGUCAUUGGGAAGAGAGGCGGUAUUCACUUGUGUCGUCAAUGACCUCGGCUCGUACAGGGUGGCGUGGCUACGCGUGGACACGCAGACGAUCCUGACGAUCGCCAGCCACGUCAUCACCAAGAACCACCGGAUCGCGGUCAACCACAGCGACCGGAGGGUCUGGUUCCUCCACAUCCAUGACGUCAGACAGUCUGACCGCGGCUGGUACAUGUGCCAGCUGAACACUGACCCUAUGAAGAGUCAGACUGCUUAUUUAGAUGUCGUAGUGCCACCAGAUAUUCUGGACUACCCCACAAGCAGCGACCAGGUGGCUCGCGAAGGUGCCAACGUGACGCUGAGAUGCGCUGCCCACGGCGUGCCCACGCCCAGCGUGGUCUGGAGGAAGGAGGCCGGUGACCUCUUGCCCACGAGCAACUUUAGUGACACACAUAGUAACGGCGCCGUCCUACACCUGGUAAAGGUGUCUCGACUACACAUGGGAGCAUACCUUUGCAUCGCUAGCAACGGUGUGCCGCCUUCAGUCAGCAAACGAGUCAUGCUAGUUGUUCAUUUUCCGCCGAUAAUGACAAUACAGAACCAACUGGUGGGCGCGAAGGAAGGAGACACCGUGUUCUUAGACUGCCACUCGGAGGCGUUUCCUCGGUCCAUCAAUUAUUGGACGAUAAACGAACAAAUCAUAUCACAAUCGGACAAAAGGUUCGAGAUAACCUCAAUAGAAAGAGGUUAUGAAGUAGACAUGAGGCUGAAAAUCAAAAAAGUGGGGAGGCACACCUUCGGCACUUAUAGCUGCAUAUCAAAGAACUCCCUCGGGGAUACGGACGGGACGAUAAAACUGUACUCUCUGUCGGGGAAGUAUGAGGAGAUGCAGUACAAUGAGGUUGGGGACUUCGACGAGACUCCUGACGUCAGCGAGUUGGAGGCACUCAAGCGCAGCGCGGGAGACCGGCCGAGAGCGCACCUCGCUCUUCUGUUAGUGCUCGCCGUGUUAUAAAGCUACUUUGUAUAUACAAAUAUAUUAUUACGAUUACCUUUU
Messenger RNA from Ostrinia nubilalis (European corn borer), 1448 nucleotides. Its product is annotated as lachesin-like. NCBI's taxonomy places the organism in Eukaryota, Metazoa, Arthropoda, Insecta, Lepidoptera, Crambidae. The record is from RefSeq and is a predicted model, not a curated record. The transcript is spliced from 9 exons. Gene Ontology annotation, cellular component: neuron projection. The coding region runs from base 294 to 1406 and encodes 370 amino acids.